Molecule: messenger RNA, 1077 nt
Organism: Caenorhabditis angaria
Lineage: Eukaryota; Metazoa; Nematoda; Chromadorea; Rhabditida; Rhabditidae
Source: the annotation of a GenBank genome assembly
AUGGUAAAAUGGCGUACUGUAGCACUAUUUCAGCUGUGUUUCUAGCUUCUUUUCCCUCUCUCAAACUCUCGAUUUGUCCCUCUUUCUAUUGUUUUAAAAUAGCGUGCGCUCAAACCCUCAGAAAAAGAAAAAAAUAAAUAAAAAUUCACGAAUACUUUUACCGUACCCCUCAUCAAAGGCGCACACAAAUUUUCUCCCGUGUCUCACAACGCGCGUUGAUUUUUCAAAAAAACGAAGCGGUGUUUGCACAAAAAGAAACAUUUAAUGUGACGCCAAAUUUUCAGUGAUUUCGUUUUUUAUAAGGGGAGGAUUGGACCCGGUUUUCUGAAGUAAGUUUAGGGGUUUUCAGGGAAUUUUUAUGAAAAAGUGUUUUAAUAAAUUAUUAAUAAUUGAAUUAUGAAGGAUUUUUUUUCAAAAAUUACCGGAAUUCCAUCAUUUUUGAUCGAGUUUCAGAGGGAAAACUAAUUCUUUAAUUUUCCACGUCACAGGUGAAUCCACCGUCUUUAAAUUUUUAGUGUAAUAUUAAAUUACUAUGAAAAGUUCCCCUUACGUUGAAGACAUUGAGGCAAAUGCGCCCCAUUGUCAAACAUCAGCUGGUGUUUAUUUUCCCCCCAUUUUUCACAUGAGCAAUGCUUUUUUGUUGUUUUUCAGAUGAUAAACGUUGUAAAGCUCUACAAAGAGAUACAAUCAAUCGAUAGUGAGUUACGCGAACUUGCCGAAAAUCUUCAAAUCGUCCGGAAUUUCAAAGAAGAUUCGCUAGAAAUCUGCAAAAUUCCGGGAUUUUCGGGAAAACUUGGCGCCAAAAUCGAUGGCGUAUUUCAAAAUCAAGUUGAAAAAAUGGAGGAGAAGAAGAUCGAGUUAGCCGAAGUUAUGAGGAAAUUUGUAUUGCUCAUGGGAAACGAGCCGAAAUCUGCAACAUUUUCCGAGGAUUUGGAGAUAAUUAUCGAUUUUUUGAGGAAUCUACGGACUUAUUUAGACGGCAUUGAUUAUAUAAAUAUGAAGGCUCGAUUUCCAGAACUUAGCCUAACUUCGGAACAAUCAAUAAAUAGGAUAAAUAUUGAUUUAACUUUGGAAUAA